Messenger RNA from Heterobilharzia americana, 2453 nucleotides. NCBI's taxonomy places the organism in Eukaryota, Metazoa, Platyhelminthes, Trematoda, Strigeidida, Schistosomatidae. The record is from the annotation of a GenBank genome assembly.
GAUAUCCCUUCAAGGUAACCCGCUCCUUAUGGUGUCGGGUCAUAACUUCCUUAUUCUGACUAGUGGAAGUGCUUUGCAACGUAAAAAAAGGCUGAAAUUACUUAGUGGUUAUCAUAUCAGUAUAUGACGGAGCCUCAAGCUGUUCGUCGAAAGCGUGCUUUAUCAUUCGCUGGAUACUCAGAGCUUCCCAAACUUUCCAGCAAUGUUACAACUGCACAGCCACCCACCAUCAGUCGAACUCGUCGCCCAUCGUUUAUGUGUUUUGGGGAUCAUUCAACUCCUAAUGAAGUUUCUUUGGACAUUUCUAACAAGUUGAAAAAUGCAAAUGAUACAAACCUUUCGUUUUCCGGUGAUCUUUUGUUGGCGAAGGAUCCGUUAAGUUUCAAAAAGUUUGGAACAAGCAAUUCUCAUUUGUGUUCAAGAAAGUCUUCAGUCGCCACAGUUAAAGGUCAUUUUUCAUAUAGCUGUGAUCCGACUCCUAAAAUGUCACCGAAGCAACAGAAUUCUUAUUCUGAUUUGAUGGACUUACCGUUGCAAUCAUUUGAUCCGUCGUUACCUCAUUAUUCUGAUUAUAUUCUCCCGAAUGGUCCACUGUCUUCAAAGCUUGUUAAACUUUACCUUGCCAAGCUUACUGCAUCGAAACUUUCGGAUAAUAACUGUCCUGUGAAUUCAUCACGAUCAAUAUCUUCAAAGACUUGUACACAUAAUGAACUUCAUUGUCUGCCAGAAUAUAUGCAAAUUCGUUCGCCGAAUCUUGCCUCUAUGGUUAUGCCAGUGAAUCAAAUUGUUCGAGCAUAUGCUAACCGAAACAGCUUUAAAUGUGAACAAGAUAUUUCUUCACACGGGGAAUCAAAAGAAAAUUUGAAUUUACUAAGUGCUUAUUUCAAUGAUCGGAAUGCUUUCACAGAUGCAAAUUAUUCAAGUGGGUUGAGUGAUGUAGAAUCAUGGAGUCGUUCGCGUUUUUAUGAUUCUAUCAAAAAUGGAUAUCUUUCAGAUAACCAUCUCAUAGAGGCAGCUUCAGAAGCACAGAAACUCAGUAUUCGUAAAAGGGAAUUGGAGCUGCGUUUAAAUAUGCCAUCUGGUUCUAACAGCGUCUCUUCUUGUGGUACACAAGCAACUUCAAGUUUUGGGCUUGCAACACAUUGGUCGAAAAUCAAUUUUUCAAAAUAAGCUUCAGUGUUACAGUUACUGACUACAUUUUUGCACCUCAGAGCGCCGAAUCAAACACUCGAUGAAUGCAAUCAUAGUCCGAACCCUUCAACAUUAAAAAGUCUGUAAUAUUAAACAGGCUACAUAAGGAGCUCAGGAGGAGAGAACUUGAACAAACACCCUACGCAGUUGAAUCGUCGACCAUUAACACCUAAAUUUGAAUUCACUCACGUUUAUGAUGGCUUAUUACCACCUGGUUUAAAGAAUACUAAUAAAUCAUUAGCUAAUUCAAUGAAUACUUCCCAGACAAAAUUGAACUCCAUCGGAGAUGGUUUUGAUGAUAAGAACUCAUCUUUAUAUAAUUCAGUGCCUAAUUUGCUAAAUAUUCAUUCAAAUCAUUCUUAUUCGGUGAAUAAUGUGACUUUGAAUAAGUUUGACUCUGUGAACACGAAUGGUAAACGAUUUGAGCGUUUACGAAAUCUCUUGACAACUCUUAAGGGAGAUAAUACAAUGAAUAAAGGAGAGGAUGAUAAAUACUUCUAUAUGGAUGAGAAAUCAUUGAAACAUCGUAUAGAGUGUCAGGCAUCGAAUGUAAUUUCACCUGUAUCCUUUUGACUAAUUCUUUUUUUUUUUCAUUUAUACAUAUAUUUCCUUUGAAAUUGCUCAUUAUAUUGCUUUCCCUUCCAAUAUUUUCUCCAUGAGAUCUCCAUCACUGUUUAUAGUUUUUCAUCUUUUCUACUUACAUAUUGUUCUAUUUACAUUUUACUCGCCUAAUUAUGCAUAUUUUAUGAUAUUUAAGUAACAUACAUUAUACGUAGAUUUGUUAUUGCUUUUUUCCUUUCAUAUUUUGUAGAAAAAUCACAUCAGAUGCUAUCAGUUAUAACUGUGAAUAUAGCUUAUCAUAAGAAUGACUUAUCACUUCAUUGUUAAAAUGAUUCCAUUGUAUUAGUGUUUUCCUGACUGUCAUUAUUGUUACUACUUUAACUGAAUACCCUUUUUAUUAUUUUCAUUAUUAUAGAGAGAGUAAACUGUAUAUUCAGUUUGUUUCUUCUUGCUUUAGUAAAACUAUCCGGAUAAUUAUUUUCAGUAUUUUCUCAUUGAUUCUAUUGUUUUCCUUAUUAUAUAAUGGUUUUUCUUCUUUUGUAUUUAUUGAUGAACGAUGAUGUUUGCAUUAGCGAUUGGGGGUUUCAUUCGAUCAAGGUAUGAUAGUGUUAUUUAGUCCAUUAUAUUGCUGUAAAGUUGAUGCAAGUUGUUUUCUAAGUGUUUUGAAGCUGAUCGAAUGUAGAGGCAAUUCUUUUUGGCCA